AUGGGCGACUACAGCGAACAGCCCUCCAUGGAACUUGACCAUGUUGAGCUGCCAUUCGAGCUCAAAGCAGAUGAUGAACAACUGGCCGUGCCACUAGUUGGUGGAACAGUUGGCCAGACACGAAUUGCCCUGGAGUUGCGGUCGGACAUCUCGUCCGCAGCCCUGGCAGGCUUCUGCACGCCCCGAGGAUUGACGCUCAUGAGUGUGUUGAACGUUGCUUGGUCUUUGGUGCUCGCGGCGUACGCUGACACGGAGGCGGUCAAUGUCCUGUUUGUUCGAUACGUGGCCGGGGUGCCCUACGUCGGCUUGUCUGAGACCGUGAUUGACGGCGGACGAACAGUACAGCAGACCUUGGCGGAGGCUGAACAGCAGGUGCACACGAGCAUGGCAGUGCCGUCGGCGACAAGCUUGUCCGAAUUGCAGAAGCGGACGGCUGUGGAAGGCCAUCCAGCAUUCAACAACGUAGUGCUAUUGUCGGACAGCAAUGCCCCAGAGUGGGAAGAGACUGGAGAUUACAUUGCCGUCCAGGCGACAGCAACCCCCGAUCACUUGGGAAUUUUUUUACAAUUUCCCACACACAUGCUUCCCGCGGCACAGGCCCAUCACUGCGCAACGACCCUGAGCCAUGUGCUCGGAGAAAUUAUUCGUCAACCUGAUCUCUCAAUCGCCGAGGUCGGUAUGAUGAGUCCACAAGGGCUGCAGCAGAUCUCCCAGUGGAAUCAAACGGCGCCCGCUGUGGUCUCACGCUGUCUUCACAACCUCGUCGAUGAGACAGCCCAGGCGCGACCUGACGCCAUGGCUAUCGAAGGAGCCGAUGGUCGUAUGACCUACGGCGAGUUGCAAACGUAUUCAAAUCGCUUGGCGCAGCACUUGGUUCAACUUGGAGUCGGCCCAGAAAUAUCAGUGCCACUAUUCUUCGAGAAGUCGAAGUGGGCGAUUGUUACCAUGAUUGCCGUCGUCAAGGCCGGUGGCGUCAUCGUCAACCUGGAUGCCAAACAGCCACAAACACGCUUACGAGGACUGCUCGCUCAGCUGCAAGCCCCGAUAGUGCUGACCUCAGUCCAACAUGCUGGUCUCUGGGAUAGCGAAUUCUCUGUUGUGACCGUCUCUGAAGAUGCCCUCGAACAGCUACCGACGGCGACGGAGGCCCCCAUUGUCACCGUUACGCCGCGGAAUGCCCUUUAUAUCAUCUUUACCUCAGGCAGUACCGGUACUCCCAAGGGAUGUGUGGUCGAGCACGAGUCCUUCCUAACAGCCGCCGCACAACACGUACAGGCCGGCCAAAUCCUCCCCUCCAGCCGGGUGCUGCAAAUGACGCCCUACACAUUCGACGUCAGCAUGCUGGAAAUCUUUACCACGCUGACUACCGGCGCCUGUAUUUGUUUCUGCGACGAUGAACAGGCGGCACUUGGGAUCGCCCAUAUUGUCAAUUACCUCCAGAUCUCCUGGACAUUCAUGACGCCCUCUUUGGUGCGUAUGAUUGACCCGGCCUCGGUGCCCACCCUGAAGACGCUCGCCCUUGGUGGAGAAGGUCUCGGGCGCAUAGAUGUGACAACAUGGGCCGACAAGUUGCAUCUGAUCAACGGUUAUGGCCCCAGUGAAUGCUCCGUCGCAGCGACCAUCAACGAGCCAUUGUCACUCACGUCUGAUCCAGCCAACAUUGGCGUUGGAUACGGCGCUUUGUGCUGGGUGGUGCAUCCCGACGAUCAUGACCGACUUGUUCCCAUUGGUGCCGUUGGUGAACUCGUAAUUCAGGGCCCCAUUGUCGCUCGGGGCUAUCUUCAUGAGCCUGUCAAAACAGCUGCAGUCUUUUUAGACGAGCUUCCUGUAUUUUCUGCCCUCCUGCCCCGGUCGCCGCCGGCUUUCCGGCUGUAUAAGACAGGAGACCUGGUUCGUCAGAACAGUGAUGGUACUAUCAACUUCAUCGGCCGCAAAGAUCGCCAAGUAAAGCUCAACGGACAGCGCCUGGAGCUCGGCGAAAUCGAACAGCGACUGUCGGAAAAUUCGCACGUCCGACAUUCCCUGGUUUUGCUGCCUAAAGAGGGUCCCUGUCAAGGUCGACUGGUUGGCGUCCUAUCGCUGCAUGAUUUCCCCUAUGAUGGUCCGCGUGACACCAGUGUCCAUGGUUUACCCGUGGAGGAGUCGCAGCUUGCGCGUCUCUUAUUGCCAGAAAUAACUGCGCAACUGGCCGCACAUCUCCCAGCAUACAUGAUACCAACCUUCUGGGUGGUGCUGGCCGCACUGCCCUUCACAACAUCAGGCAAAGUCCACGUCGUUUCAAUGACCCAAUGGCUGCAUGAGAUGUCCGACGAGAUCUACCGCGAGAUUGCCGGUGUGAGUGAUGAUGCACCUGAGAUUUGUCUUUCGACCGAUGUGGAAUUGCAAAUGCAGCAGAUAUGGGCGGAAGAAAUGGGAAUCCCUGCCGCAGAGCUCAAGACGAACCGAUCCUUCAUCGCCCUUGGCGGUGACUCCCUGACUGCCUUGAAGAUCGUGGCCCGUUGCCGUAAGCAGCAGCUGGUCGUUUCGGUUCCAGAUGUCUUGCGCGCUGCUAACGUUAUUGAAUUGGCCGCACGGGCAACUCAGGCGCCUGCAGACUCAUCUCAAGAGGGACAAGAGAAUUCCGAGAACAUGACCAAUUCUGACCCGGCCCAGCGGGCCGCGAGCGUGGACAAUACUCUUCUAGAAGCGGCAGGCUUGACCAGUCGCAACCAGGUAGAGGAUAUUUACGGUUGUUCGCCCAUGCAGGACGGCAUUCUACUUAGUCAAGUCAAGUUCCCUGGCACCUACGAAGUCCGUCGGGUGCUGCGAGUAGAGUCCACCCGAGAUGCAUUCACCACUGUCGAACGUCUACAAAAGGCCUGGCAGGCAGUGGUAGAUCGGCACCAGAUGCUUCGAACGAUCUUCGUCGACACAGCUGGUCGUUUCCAACAGAUCGUGCUUAAGCAAGCUCCGGCCUGCAUCCAGAUCCACGAACUUUUAGACGAGCACGAUGAGCCCGUCGUCAUCAAGUUUCUUCAAGCCCUGCCUUUACCAACAUACCAGCCUGCGCAGCCUCAGCAUCGCUUGACCAUUUGCCGUGCGGCUGGUGAUAAUGUCUUUGUUAAAGUCGAGAUCAACCACGCCUUGGUUGACGGAGGCUCUACUGAGGUUAUCCUCCACGAACUUUCGCAGGCCUUCGAUGACCAAUCCUUCUCGGCGCCGCCUGCACUAUUCAGCGACUACAUCAAUGUUAUUCAUGCGCCGGAAAUUGCCAGCAAAUCACUCAAAUACUGGACAAAAUAUUUGGACGGUGUGCAGCCGACCAUAGUACCCUUGUAUCCAGCAGAGGGCAACCCCAAGCAGAUCCGUUCCGUGCCGGUGCCAUUCACCGAUGCUUCUGCACUGUCUCGAUUCUCCGAGAACCACGGACUCACAUUAGCAAAUGUUCUGCAGACAGCCUGGGCAUUGAUUUUGCAUACCUACACGGGAGCCGAAGAUGUCUGCUUUGGUUACAUUGCCGCAGGCAGAGAUGUUCCAGUUGUGGGCAUCGAGCACGCGGUGGGGGCUUUUAUCAACAUGCUGGUGUGUCGCGUACGGCUGGCUCAGCAAGACACUGUCCUCGACACUGUUGCUUCUAUGCAGAAUGAGUAUUUCGAUGCUCUACCUCAUCAACACACGUCACUGGCCCAGAUUCAGCACAAUUUGAACCUUUCGGGCAUGCCUCUAUUCAACAGCAUUGUAUCAGUACAAAGAGAUGUAUCUGACCAGCCGUAUGGAGAGUCACUCUCUUUCCGGCCCCUUGAAGAAGAUGAUCCAACCGAUUUUGAUCUCGCCGUCGCCAUUCAUGUUGGCAAAGAAACCGUCAAGAUUGAUAUUGGUUACUGGUCUUCGCUGCUAUCGGAUGGCGAUGCGACCAAUCUGGCCAACACUUUCGCGGGUGCCAUUUCGAGCAUCCUCAUGCACCCUCAGUCUUCUCCCACCGCAAUCGACCUUUUUACCGAGCAAGACAGCAACCAGAUUUUCGGUUGGAACCACAAGGAACCCGUCGCUGCACCCGGCAUUGUGCAUGAGUACUUCUACGCCCAGGUAUUACAGCGGCCAGACGCACAGGCGGUCUGUGCUUGGGACGGAGAAUACACCUACGCCGAGCUAAACCAUCUGUCAGAGAAGCUGGCGUACCACCUGGCUCACCUCGGGGCGGGUCCUGAGGUACUCAUUCCUCACUGCUUCGAGAAGUCUAAAUUGGCUACAGUCACCAUGUUGGCCAUCAUGAAGUCCGGCAGUGCUGGCGUGGGAUUGAGUGCAGCCCAUCCCCGAACCCGAAUCCAGGAUAUCGUUGAGAAUUGCGCAUCACACAUCGCGGUCGUGGCAGCGCAACACGUACCUGUCGUAGAGGGCCUCAUUGAACACAUCGUGGUCAUCGAUGAAGCCUUUUUAGCGCAGCUGCCGGAUCCGCAACCGAAUGCGCAGUUGCCCCAGGCACAGCCUUCUCACCCGGCAUUCGUGUCUUUCACAUCUGGCAGUACUGGCAAGCCUAAGGGCAUUGUACUCGAGCACCGCUCUCUGAUCACUAGUAUUCUCGCCCAUGGGACUGAAUGGGGAUGCGACCCGUCUGCCCGCGUUCUUCAAUUUUCGGCCUACGCUUUCGACGCCAGCGUAUCAGACACAUUCACCACGCUCGUAGGUGGUGGAACGGUCUGCAUUCCCCACGAGAAGGACAGAGUCGAUGAUCUCGCUGGUGCCAUCAAUCGACUACGCGUUAACUGGGCAUUCCUGACUCCCCGCGUGCUGAGUCUGCUGUCUCCAGAGACGGUGCCUACCCUGCGAAAGGUCAUCCUGGGAGGAGAGGCCAUCUCACGAGAGGACAUUUCCCGCUGGACAGAGGCUAUCGAUAUUCGCAUUGUCUAUGGUCCAACGGAGUGCACCAUCUACAGUAUGGGAACCGACCCACUCACCGCGGCCAGUGAUCCCGCAAAUCUGGGCCACGCCGUCGGUACGCGGCUGUGGGUGACGCACCCAGAAAACACCAAUAAACUCAUGCCCGUGGGUUGCACUGGAGAGCUCAUUAUAGAAGGGCCCCUGGUGACACGGGGCUAUCUCAACGACCCCGCCAAGACGGAAGCGGCCUACUUGGAAGACCCUAUGUGGCUGCCCAAGAAAGCAACAGGGGAGCCACGGCGUUUCUACAAAACCAGUGAUCUGGUACGAUACUACCCUGACGGACAGCUACGAUUUAUCGGUCGCAAGGACACUCAAAUCAAAAUCCGCGGGCAGCGGGUUGAGCUAGGCGAGAUUGAACACGCCAUCCUCGGGAGCAUGCCGGGAGCACUACACAUCACUGUUGACUCCGUCGUGCUGCCACCACAGACGCUUGUGGCAUUCCUCUAUCUCGAUGCCCCGUCCGUGGACAAAGGACCGCUCUUCGUGCCUUUGGUUUCUGACGUCACCGAACAGCUGCGCACCUUAGAAAAGAACCUGGCUGAGACACUUCCAAGCUACAUGGUGCCCAGCCUGUUCAUUCCCAUCUCCCACAUCCCCAUGACCAUCUCAGGAAAGGUCGACCGCAUUGCCUUGCGCCGCGCCGUCCAAUGUCUCUCCACCGAGCAGUUGGAGAUGUAUGCGCUAGCGCAAGGUGCUAAAGCUGCACCGCAGAGUCCGCAAGAGCAGUGCUUGCGAGACCUUUGGGCCAAGGUUUUGCGCAAAGACCCCGAGUCCGUGGGUCGCCACGAUAGUUUCUUCCGCUUGGGUGGAGACUCCAUUGGCGCUAUGAAGCUGGUGGCAGCCGCAAGGCACGCCGGCUUCGUGCUCAGUGUGGCCGACAUUUUCGGGCAUCCCGAACUAUUAGACAUGGCUGAAUGUGUCGGACUCCCUAAAGCUGCGGAGCCAGCCAUUUACGCUCCCUUCUCUUUGCUGCCGAUUGAUCCUAUCCAGCGGGAACGCUUGCUGGCCGAUGCAGCCACACAGUGCUCGGUUUCGAGCGACGAAAUCGAAGACGUCUAUCCUGCUACUCCUCUUCAGGAAGGUGUGUUUGUCAUGUCGACAACCCACAAUGGUGCAUAUGUUGCCCCCACAGCCUUCCGAUUUCCCGCCGGUUUUGAUGUGGCACGCUUCCAGAAGGCCUGGCAGGUGCUCGUCAAUACCCAUCCCAUUCUGCGUACACGGUUGGUCACCAUCGAUGCAACCUCGCAUCAGGUGGUCUUGACCCCGUCCGCCUCCUGCAUACAGUGGGAGCAAGCGCCAUCCAGAAGCGAUUACCUGACGCGUAUUCAGGCGCUGUCGGUGGUUGCAGGUGCGCCACUGAGUCAUUACGCUCUAAUUUCGGAGGGGGAGUCGACUGUUUUUAUCUGGACUUCACAUCAUGCCUUGUUUGACGGCUGGACCGUUGAACUGCUGUUAGAUCAGCUGGCACAGCUUUACACACGAGAUUUGUCACCCACCAUAACUCCAUCUUAUGCCCAAUUCGUCCAAUUCAUCCAGAACUCCGACGAGAAUGCUUCCCGCAAUUUCUGGGCAUCGCUUGUGCCCCAAGAGCCUCCGGCUACUUUCCCUCGCUUGCCCUCAGCAGCCUACCAGCCGGCUGCCAAGGUAACCUGCUACCGCACAAUCUCGGCUGCUGUUCCCCAGGGAUCAAAUUUAACACUCGCCAUCCUGCUGCGGGCGGCGUGGUCUAUUGUGCUUGCGCGUUAUUUGGACGCGGAAGAUGUAUUGUAUGGUCUGACUCUGUCUGGUAGAGAUGUGCCAGUUCCAGGCAUUGAGCAUGUGGUGGGUCCAACUAUUACGACAUUGCCCAUCAAUGUCCAUCUGGAUGGCGAGAUGCCGGUCCAGAAAUUCUUGCAGCAGCAGCAGGACCAGAAUGUUGAGAUGAUGCGUCACCAGCAUGCAGGACUGCAAAUGAUACGUCGAAUCAGUCCGGCCGCGGCUGCGGCCACCGAAUUUACCAAUUUGUUUGUCGUGCAGCCUCAGACGGACGAGGCGAAUGGGCUCACCGAGUUGGUCAAAGUUCCCACUGACAUGACCCGCUUUGAUCCGUAUGCAUUGGUGGUUGAGUGCAAUCUGGCAGACAAACAGGUGCAUCUUGAAGCUCGCUUCGAUGAUGCUGUCCUGUGUACAGAUCAGACACAGCGCCUGCUUGGCCAUUUCGAACACGUCCUGGGCCAACUCACACAGCUGGAACCUGGUCGUCUUCUCCGGGAUAUUGACGUAUUCAGUCGCGAAGAUGAACAACAAAUAUGGGAAUGGAAUGCGAUCCCCGCCAAAUCUGAAAACAAGUGUGUGCAUGAUGAGAUCGCGAAGCAGGCCCAUCUUCGGCCGGAUCAUAUUGCCAUCGAAGCAUGGGAUGGAUCGCUCACCUACAGCGAGCUCGAACAAAAAUCCUCGCAACUGGCCCACUGGCUUUCGGCCAACUACUCAAUUCAGCCAGAGUCACUUGUACCAUUGUGCUUCGAAAAGUCCCGGUGGACAAUUGUCGUCAUGCUGGCGGUGGUGAAAUGCGGCGGAGGCUGCGUGAUGUUGAAUCCGGAUCAUCCCAUCUCACGUUUGGAGGGAGUGAUUGCGGACACAGCCUCAUCGGUGGUGUUGGCCUCGCCGGAGCUCGCUGGACUUUUUGCUUCAGUGGACACCACAGUGGUUGGUAUCAGUGAAGCCCUGAUCACUGGCCUGUCAGAGCUCACAGAAACGUUUCUGCCACUACCGUCCAUUCAGCCUACAAAUCCGAUUUUCGUUAUUUUCACCUCUGGUAGUAGUGGAAAGCCCAAGGGCAUCAUAGUGCAACACAAUAGUGUAUGUACUGUGGCUAUCCAGCAUGGUGAGGGCCUUGGCUUUACUGGCUCCGAUCAACGUGUGCUGCAGUUUGCCUCGUUCAGUUUCGAUGUCAGCAUGGGAGAGGUCUUUAUCACGCUCAUGAAAGGCAGCACACUCUGCAUUCCAACAGAGCACGACCGCAUUAAUGAUCUGGCGGCCACCAUCAACCGCAUGCGAAUCACCUGGACAUUCAUGGCGCCCACGGUGGCGGCCUUGCUCGAUCCUCACGACGUGCCCGACCUGCAAACGCUCGUUCUAGGAGGAGAAGCAGUCUCGCAGAGCUUGGUAGAUCAAUGGGCGAGUCAGGUUAAUUUGAUCGACUCGUAUGGGCCAGCAGAAUGCACUAUCUGGGCCUCGCAUGCCAACCCGAGCGCCACCGUGUCGCCAGCAAACAUCGGCCGUGGAAUUGGUUGUCGGUACUGGGUGGUGGAUACCCAGGACUAUAACCGAUUAGCUCCCAUUGGUUGUGUGGGAGAGCUGCUUAUUGAAGGUCCCAAUGUCUCGCGUGGCUAUCUCAAUGAGCCAGAUAAGACAACGGCCGCGUUCAUUGGGAAUCCGGCCUGGCUCCACGGUAAGGAAGAACCACAAUACAAGUUCUACUGCACCGGCGACUUGGUGCGAUACAACGCGGAUGGCACACUCAACAUCGCUGGACGGAAAGACAGUCAGGUCAAACACCAUGGCCAGCGCAUUGAACUGGGCGAGAUUGAGUUCCACCUGCGCUCCCGUUCUCAGGUUGAAGCCGGCAUGGUCAUGUUGCCCAAAACUGGUCCCUGUCAGGGCAAGCUAGUGGCUGUGAUCGCGCUAACAGAUUUACAACCCGUUGCAGUCGAGGGAGAUCGUGUUGCGCUUAUCCCUGACGCUCUCCAGUCCCAAGCACAGCCACAGAUCGAGCAGGUGCAGGAAGAGCUCGGCGCAGCGCUGCCACCCUACAUGGUCCCAACUAUCUGGCUUGUCCUGGACUCUAUUCCAUUGACAGCAUCUCGCAAGGUCAACCGGAUGCCAAUCUCGCGCUGGGUGGCCAACAUGUCCGAUGAGACCUACCGCACUGUAGUGAACAUUACAGCGCCAACUGUGCAUCUACCAACUACGGAGCUGGAGAAGCAGAUGGCGGAGGUUUGGAGCCAUGUUCUCAACUUGCCUGUCGAAUCCAUAGGUAUAAAUCGUUCCUUCCUUAGUCUGGGCGGAGACUCGAUCACGGCCAUGCAGAUUGUCUCACGCUGCCGCGCAAACGAUAUCGAGCUUAGCGUCCAGGAUAUUUUACAAGCGAAGUCUCUCGCCGCCGUUGCCGCCCGCGCCAUCACCGCCACGCACUGUGCUGUGCUUCGCGAAGAGCAGUAUGAUGUGCCCUUUCAACUGUCUCCAAUCCAACAGCUGUACUUCGACGAGGUGGCGCGAGGUGAGGGAGAGCAGAAUCACCACUACAACCAAAGUGUGUUAAUGCGUGCGACACGUUCUAUUUCGCACUCAGACCUCUCCCGGGCUAUUACGCAGCUGGUGGCCAGCCAUGCGAUGCUGCGAGCCCGAUUCAGCCAGCAGGCUAAUGGUCAAUGGGUUCAGCUGGUGCAGAGCCCAGCUCACGAUUCAGCUCCGGUGGUCAGCCACCAAGUGGCCAACCGUGCGGCGAUGAUGGAGAUUAUUAUGACUUCUCAGCGCCGUAUCGAUAUCGAGCAUGGUCCCAUCUUCGUGGUCGACAAUUUCAUGCUGCCAGACCAACAUGGACAAUUAAUAUCCUUCAUCGCACACCACCUGAUCGUCGAUGUAGUAUCAUGGCACAUCAUUUUAGGCCAAUUGGAGUUGCUGCUACUUUCGCCUGGCUCUCAGAGCCCAUCCAGAAUGCCGUAUCAACACUGGGUCCAGGAACAGCGUCAGUAUUCUGAACGCCUGACGACCUCAUCCGACCUGCCAAUAGCCCUCCCUUCGGCGAAUUUGGAAUACUGGGGCUUGAAACGGCUGCCGACGUGGGAGGGUGGUGAGGAGCUACAGUUCACACUCGAUGCAGCAACUACUGCUCUCCUGCUGACCACCGCCAACACGGCGCUCCGCACUGAGCCGAUCGACUUGCUUAUUGCUGCCCUGCAGCAGUCUUUCGUUGAGUCGUUCCCCGACCGCACAAUGCCCGCUAUAUUCAGCGAAAGCCACGGUCGAGAACCGUGGGAGCCUUCAAUUGAUCUCUCCGAAACAGUCGGGUGGUUCACUACUUUCUACCCCAUCUAUCGUCGCGUGCGCCAGCAUGAGAGCAUCAAGCAUACAGUGAAACGCACUAAGGAUGCGCGUCGCGCUUUCAAGGACAAUGGCUUUGCAUACAACACUCGUCGCCAUUUCAAUGCUGACAGCCGCGAGAAAUUCGCACAUCACCGCAUUAUGGAGAUUUGCUUUAAUUACCUAGGUCAGUCACAGCAUACCGAGCGCGAGGAGGCUCUAUUGCAGGAAGAGCCGCUCCUAGCAGGUGAUUCCAUCAAGAAUAUCGGGGACACGAUGGGCCGGCUGGCUGUCUUCGAUAUCGGUGCUGCCAUCUCGCGCGGACGUCUCACCGUCUCGUUCUUCUUCAACAGCAGCAUCCACCAUCAGGAUCGAAUCCGACAAUGGGUGCAGAGCUACAAGACGAUUCUUUCCUCUGUGUUGACCGAGCUCGCUGCUAGUGACGUCGAAUACUCCAUCAGCGAUUUCCCACUUCUACAAAUUAAUUACCAAGAUCUGACAACGCUGACCACGACGACUCUUCCCACCAUUGGCCUCCCACAGUCUGCGAUCGAAGACAUAUAUCCUUGUUCGCCAAUCCAGCAAGGCAUUCUCAUCAGUCAGGCUCGCGAACCUGGAACUUACGAGGUGCGCCAGCUCUUUAAGAUUGUUCCGCGUGCUGAUAUUAGCCCCGUGGAUGUGCCACGCCUGCUGCAGGCCUGGCAACGCACUGUGGAUCGUCAUUCCCUGCUUCGCACCGUCUUCGUUGAGUCACUGAACGGUGCUGGGGGCUAUGACCAACUGGUACUUCGCUCCCACACACCGCAGGUUCAGCGACUUGUCUAUCAGGGCACUGAUGGCGAUGUAAUCUCAUUCAUUCGGCAACAGGCCGCCCCAGACUACCGCCAGCCAGUCCCCGCACAUCGACUGACCAUCUGUGAAGCCUCUGGGGUAGUUUACUGCCAACUUGAGGUAAGCCACGCGCUUAUCGAUGGUACCUCCAUGGCACUGCUCGUCCGUGAUUUCAUUUCAGCUUACGAAAACACCCUUCCUACCACUCCCGGUCCGCUUUAUAGCGACUACAUGGCCUACAUUGCCUCGCGGUCACCAGAAGAUGCCUUGGCGUACUGGACCGCACGGCUGGCUGAUUUGGAGCCCUGCCACUUCCCCGACUUGCAGCCCACUGAGUUGCCCGCGGCGGCUUUCCAGUCGCACACUAUUCACAUUGACGCAGAUGGCCAACUUCAAAGAUUCUGUGAGUCCCAGGACCUCACACUCAGCAAUUUGUUCCAGGCGGCUUGGGGCCUCGUUCUGCGUGCAUACACAGGCAGGUCAGAUGUCUGCUUCGGAUAUAUGGCCUCCGGUCGUGACAUUCCAAUGGAGGGCAUCUAUGACGCCAUCGGGCCAUUUAUCAACCUUCUGGUAUGCCGACUGCAUGUCGGUGAUGCAGUGUCAGUGCGCGACCUGCUUCAGGCAGUCCAGUCCGAUUACAUGGACAGUCUGCCACAUCAGCAGACCUCUCUGGCCUCUAUCCAGCACGCCUUGGGUAAAAGUGAGGCAGCUUUGUUCAACACCAUUCUCUCAUUCCAGCGCGAGCCGGUGGAUGGUCCAACUCCACAAGUUGAGUUCCAGAUCGUCGAUCAAGUUGAUCCAACAGAGUAUGAUGUCGAUCUCAACAUUACCACCGGCUUGGCCUUGGGCGUGGAGAUUCAUCUCAGCUACCGCACAUCCAUGCUUAAUGGAACUCAGGCCGACAGCCUGCUGCAGAACUUCACCAACGUGCUGCUCGCCAUCACCACUAGCUCGGACCAGCUGCUAUCGAACUUGAAUAUCGCCUCCCCAGGAAUGAGCACUUUGCCAGAGAUGUCCCCCGAGCCUACACCAAAGGCAGUAGAAGCUACAGUGUUGGAGCUCAUCGCCAAACACACAGAGCAGCAUCCCAUGUCUGUCGCGAUGCAAUCUACAGAUGGCCAGGUCAAACUCACGUAUCACGAACUCGAUCGUAUGACAAGUGCUCUGGCCAGUGACUUGCAGGGUCUGGCCGUGCAACCGGGAGACACAGUUCUUCUCCGCUUCUCGCGCUCACCCUGGGCUCUAGUGGCUAUGCUAGCCGUUCUCAAAGCGGGUGCGACCUCGCUGUUCCUGGACCCGCAGGCUAGCUCCGACAGUCGACAGGAGAUAUUUUUAGCUAUGAAAGCCAGGGUAGUCUUAUGUGGCAGGGAACAUGCUACCGAUUUCGAUGAGCCAUCUCUCACUUCAGUAAUUGUCGAUGCGGGUGCGAUGGCCGUUUGGGACGAUGCGUUCCCGGUCUUCGCGCCGCCGAACUGUUUAUCUCCUGAUACAGUAGCGGUAGCCAUUCAGGACGGCGCAGACUGGGCACUUCUGACGCAUCGCACGGUCAGCACUGUCGCCUCACUGCUGGGACCAGUGGCUGGGCUCGGCGCCGAUACCCGGGUGUUGCAGUUCAGCGCUGCAGCCUCGCCUUUAUACAUAGUGGAGACGCUGUAUUCGUUGAUUAACGGCAGUACAAUCAUCGUUCCCGCUGAUGGUGCCAGCUUUUCCGAGGCCAUGUGCAGCUCCCAGGCCAAUUGGGCCAUUACAAGUCCCACUGAGGCCGCCCUAACCUACCCGGCUCAAGUGCCAUCUCUGCAGACUCUGCUGGUGGCUGGGGGAGAGAUUGCCCCUGCUUUGCUCGCAAAAUGGUGCGACAUCAGGUUAAUUCAUCCACACGAAUUGAUUCAAUCGCCGAUUUGGCUAUCUCUCUCUGGUUCUCCUGCUGGCAGUGUUGCUCUGCAGCUCCUUCCUGCGUCGAACCUCGGGCGGAUGUGGAUCCGCUCCCCAUUCAAUCCUGCAGCGCUGGCGCCGGUGGAUUGUGUUGGAGAGGUUCUGGUGGAUGGUCCAGUGGUGCCCCGGGGCUAUCUCCGGGGCCGCAAAGAUCGACUUCUGGAUGCCCCGUGGCUGUCUGGCACUCCCUUAUGCCGUACAGGUGACCUCGGCCGAUGGACAUCAGGACACCAGCUGUCCUUGGUGCAGCAUCUCGGGGUCACCAGCGAAAUUUCGUCGAGUCUAGCCCUCCUCGAACAGCAGGUGCAAUCAACUCUCCCAAUUACACAGCACGCAGUACUUUCCAUCCUCCGCCGUGGAUCCAUUGAAGAAGUAGCUAUGUUCCAUGUCGAGUGUACCCAAAAGGUCCAGGCGACCCCUGCCCUGCUGGUGAUGUCAGACGUGCAGCGCCAACAAUUCACGUCGCUAAUAUCAUCGCUCAAGGAACAUACACCUGAGGCUGUGUCGCCCGCUUUUGUCUUCCCACUUAACGGCCUUGCUCUGACGGCAGAUCACAAGGUUGACCGCGCGGCCUUGGAUCAGUUGGUAGCUGGCCUCUCGCAGCCGGAACUGGAGUCCUACCGUCUUGUUUCCGCAAAGACGACCGCCCACUUCACGGCCAACGAGCUUCUCCUCCGCGAUCUCUGGGCAGAGGUCUUGGGUUUGCCAGAUCGUGGUGCUCUUCGUCCUACUGACACUUUCUUCUGCUUGGGAGGAGAUUCUAUUGGAGCCAUGCGUAUCAUCGCCGCUGCCAGAAGUCAAGGCCUGGCACUGACGAUGAAUGGAAUCUUCCAGCAGCCCACUCUGGCCGGUAUGGCUCAAGAAUUGCGCCUUCUGGCUCCGCAUGAGGAUCGACCGUUGAAGCCGUUCUCUCUGCUCCCUACUGCGCUAGAUUUAGCGCCUCUCAUCUCUGAGGCCGCGCAGAAGUGCCAGGUCGAGCCCACGGCAAUCGAAGAUAUAUACCCUUGUACGCCGCUCCAGGAGGGACUCAUGGUUUUGACCAGUCAAGAUCCCACGGCCUACGUGGUCCAGGAGGUUUUCCAAUUGCCAAAGAAUGUCGAUAUGUCGCGUUUCCAGGCAUCAUGGGCAGCAGUCGUCGCCCGCAGCACCAUUCUGCGCACCCGGAUCAUUGCCACUGCUGACGGUGCCUUCCAGAUAUUGCUGCAGAAUCCCAUUGUGUGGGGAACGGGAACUGAUCUGACAACAUUCCUGGCCCAAGACGCGGCCGAGUCCAUGACCUACGGCCGGCCCCUGGCGCGCUUCACGGUCUUGGAGGGUUCAGGCCUCCGAUACUUUGUCUGGACUGCACACCACGCAGUCUACGACGGCCUGACCAUGUCCACCUUGGCUAAGCAGGUCUCUGCAGAAUAUAACAAAGAGAUUGCGUUGCCUGAGGUCCCCUACAAUCGGUUCAUUGACUAUAUACAAAGCAUCAGUCCGGCCUCGGCCACUGAAUUCUGGACAGCGCAGUGCGCAACCCCUGCUGCAACCUUCCCACUCCUGCACACACGCAGUUACCAAGUGUCUCCAAAUCAGGUCCAGACGCACUCGGUUCCUGUGACCCGCAACCCGUCUGAUAUCACGCUCCCGACUGUGCUGCGUGCAGCCUGGGCGGUUGUGCUGUCGCAUCUGACAGACUCGGAGCAUGUGAGCUUCGGGGCGACACUGUCUGGUCGGAAUGCCGCUUUGGCCGGAAUCAACCAGGUACUGGGUCCGACAAUUGCUACAGUCCCCAUCCACGUCCAUGUUCGCGAGGGCCAGUCGCCGGCUCAUUUCCUCCGGGCCGUGCAUAUGCAGUCCAUUGACAUGAUUCCCUUUGAGCAUACUGGGCUCCAGAACAUCCGACGCAUGGGUGAGCAGGCUCGUGAGGCUGUCGAAUUCCAGAAUUUGCUCCUCAUCCAGCCUGGAAGCGCGCCGAUGGAUGAGUCCGACUUCUUGGGUCUGACACCUGUCACGUUGGAGAGCCAACAGGCCGACCCGUACCCCCUGACAGUGGAAUGUAACCUGAUGGAAAGCUGCGUGGAGAUCAAGGCACAGUUCGAUAGUUCCCUCAUCUCAGUCACCGAGAUGGACAUGAUACUCAAGCAAUAUGCGCGCACCAUUCAGCGAUUCCAAGCUGUGCAUGACACCACCACCGAGGACACCGUGGAUGAUUCUAUGGACCCGGUAGGUCCUAUCAGCAACGAGGAUUUGGACCAAAUUCUUUCCUGGAACUCCGAUCACCCCCCUUUCAUCGAUUCGUCUGUUCACGAGCAGUUUGAGGAGCAGGUACGUCUGCAACCUAAUGCGCCAGCCGUCUCCUCGUUCGAUGUCCAGCUCACCUAUCGCGAACUGAAUGUUCUGGUGGAUCGGCUGGCAAAUGAGUUGCUCGCACGCGGCGUUGAGCCGGAGAUGAACAUCCCUCUUUGCUUCAACAAAUGCUCAUGGACCAUUGUCGCCAUGUUUGCCGUCAUGAAGGUCGGAGGAGUGGGCUGCAUGCUCAACCCGGAGCAUCCCAGCAGUCGUAUCCAGCUGCUACUAAACGACCUAGAUGCCAGUUUGGUCCUUUGCGAUCCAGAAUCUUCAGCCAUGCUUUCGACACUGCUUCCUCCCAAGGGCGUGCUCCCGGUUGACGGUGCAUACCUGCAGAUGCUACCCCCAUCUGCGCCUCCAGGACUCCGCGUCCGGCCGGACAACGCUGUUUUCGUGGUCUAUACCUCAGGUAGUACUGGUAAGCCAAAGGGUAGCAUCCUGGAACACCGCUCCCUUGUCACCGGCUUACGGGCUCACUGUGCUGCCAUGGGCAUCGGCCCGGGCACACGCACCUUCCAGUUUGCCGCCUACACCUUCGAUGUCUGCUUCGAGGAAAUUAUCGGCUCCCUGAUGCUGGGAGCCUGUGUCUGUGUGCCCAGUGAGACAGAGCGUAUGAAUGCUCUGGCCGAUGCGAUGGCCCGAUACCAGGUAACCUGGACAGAACUUACUCCCACUGUCGCCAACCUGCUGCUCCCUAGCAGCAUUCCAUCGCUAAAGACUCUGGCUCUGAGCGGCGAAUCUCUCACCAAAGAGGUCAUCCAGCGCUGGGCUGGUGCGGUACAAAUCAUCAACACCUACGGGCCAAGUGAAUGCUGUGUCUCAUCCACAUGCAACGUGAACACUGCCACGCUCCGUGACCCCAGUAACAUUGGGCGCGGCCUGGGCUGCACCACCUGGAUCGUCGAUCCGGAAAACGUGGAUCGCCUAGUAUCCAUCGGCGCCGUCGGGGAACUUCUGAUUGAGGGCCCCAUCGUUGCCCGAGGCUAUCUGAACGAGCCGGCCAAAACGGCAGCCGCUUUCAUCUCCGCACCAACCUGGUGGCCCGAAUCCUACCAGUGCGGACGCAUCUACCGCACUGGCGAUCUGGUCAAAUACAAUCCCGAUGGAACCCUCAAGUUUAUCGGCCGCAAAGAUACGCAGGUCAAAUUACAUGGUCAGCGUAUCGAGCUAGGCGAAAUCGAGCAUCGCAUCCGCAGCGCAUUUACAAACGAUUCGCACCAGGUGGCCGUUGAGGUUCUGAGUCCCACUACGCGGAGCGGGCUCAAGAUCCUGACCGCGUUCAUUUGUGAAAGCGAUGCCGUCUCAGAGGAUGUUGAGAAUCUCUUGCUACCGCUGGAGGAGGGAAGACCGGAACGCUUCCUUGCGUUGCAAGCCCGGCUGUUGGUGGACCUGCCUCGCCAUAUGGUACCACAACUUUUCAUCCCUGUCUCACACAUGCCACUGUCACCGUCGCGCAAGUUAGAACGCAAGAGCUUGCGCAUGGUCGGUAACGGGCUCACGCCCGAGCAGCUGGGCGCAUAUGCCCUCACGCAGGUGGCAAAAACGGCGCCCACCACAACUAUGGAGAAGGCGUUGGCGGGCAUUUGGGCCCAUGUGUUGGGCGUCAGUGCUACUGGUGUGGAGGACAACUUCUUCCACCUAGGUGGAGACUCCAUUGCUGCCAUGAAGGCCGUGGCCGCGGCCACCAAGGCAGGCCUGCCACUCAGUUUUGCCGAUAUUAUGGAGUUUCCGACGCUAGGCGCUAUGGCCGCAGCGAUGGAUUGCGGUUCUGAUAUGCAGGCGCUAGAAAACUCGGCCCCAGUGCCCUUCAGCCUCGUGUCCCCCAAUUACGUCUCCGAGGUGAUGGCUCAGGCGAUGGCUCAAUGUGCGGUCCUGGAGGAUGCAAUUGAGGACAUCUAUCCAUGUACUCCAUCUCAGGAGGCGUUGAUGGCACUUACGGCGCGUGACGAAACCGCAUACGUCUCGCGUGCUGUCUACCGGUUACCUCUCAAUCUGGAUGUCGACAAAUACCAACAGGCAUGGGAGCUUCUCGCCCGCCGUCAGACUAUCAUGCGCACGCGCAUCAUCUACUCCAGUGUCGCCACCCAAUCCUUCCAGGUAGUAAUGCACGAAGGCAUAGCGUGGCAGUCGGGCGACUCCGUGGAGGCGUAUCUCGCCGCCGAUAAAAUGACUCCCAUGCACCAUGGCCAGGCACUAAUGCGCUUUGCCAUCCUUCCCGGCACCACCCAGGAUCCACGGUCCUCUCUUGUGCACACAGCUCAUCAUGCCGUCUAUGAUGGCUGGAGUGAAGCCGCCAUGUUUGACGAAGCCGAGGCCAUUUAUCGCCAUGGCCUAGCAGCCUUGCCGCCCGUUGUUCCUUACAACAAGUUUAUUCACUACCUCGGCAGCGUUGAUGCUAACGCGCGCGAUAGCUUCUGGCGUACGCAGUUAGAUGGUGAUCUGCCCGCUCCAUUCCCCCCUCCUCCCCUUGCUGCAACAGCGUCAUCCCUAAUUCCUCGUCCCAAUCGCUCGCAGUCUUACACAAUUUCCCUUCCACUUCGCUCUUCUACCUCUUCCUUCCCCUUCAGCGCCCCUACCAUCCUCAAAGCCGCAUGGGCCCUCCUGCUGGAGCGCUACACGCUCUCUGAAGACGUCAUUUUCGGCCAUGUGCUGUCGGGCCGCACAGUGCCUCUCCGCGGCGUGGCCGACAUGAUGGGCCCAACCAUCGCAACUGUCCCAGUGCGCGUUCGGGUUAUUAAAGAGGAUAACAUCAACUCCUUCCUGCGUCGUAUUCACGAUCAGGCCCAGGCCAUGACACCUUUUGAGCAAGUCGGGCUUCAGCAUAUCCGUCGGCUGCUGCCUGCCUCAGAGUCGAUCGACGUCGGUCAUCUCUUCUUUGUUCAGCCUCCCCUCGACUCUCCCGCGGCGGAUCUCGGCCUUGAGGCUAUCACAGAUUCUGACUUAAACUUUGACACUUAUCCAUUGAUCGUGGAAUGCCAGCUGGGCACGAACGCCGAUCUGAAUGUCGAAGUGAAAUAUGACGACGCCCGCAUUAGCCAAACCCAGAUGACCUGGCUUCUGAAGCACUUCGAGCAUCUGCUUCAACAGCUAUGUCAACUGCCAUGCAAAACUUCUCUUUCUGAUCUGACGCUGACAGGGCCGUCUGAUUUGGCCCAGCUGCGCCAGUGGAUGGGACCCCCCGUGGAACCGGUUGCCUCCACUCUGCAUGAUAAGAUAUGUGCCCAAACCCGCGCCUAUCCGAAUAGGUCUGCCGUUGAGGCUUGGGAUGGUCAUCUCACUUACGGUGAGCUUGACCACCUCUCAUCGCAGUUCGCUCAAGUCCUCAUCGAUCUCAAUCUGCCCCUUGGCGAUCCAGUUGGCUUGGUUUUCGACAAGUCCUGCUGGGCUGUUGUAGCACUCCUCGCCGUGCUCAAGGCUGGCGGAAUUUGCAUUCAUCUAGAUCACCAGCAUCCGCCUGCGCGACUCUCAGAGAUUUCCAUCGACACAGGAUUGCAGUACAUUCUUACCGCACCCCGUCAUGAGCACAUAGGGGCGAUGCUGCCAGUUGACCAUGUGCUAGUCGUGGAUUCCACCAUGGCGUCCAAGCUGCCUAGCAGUCCCACAAGUGUCCGACCGCUACCGGUCGUUGACGCCACAUCGCCAGCCUACCUGACUUUCACCUCAGGCAGUACUGGUAAACCCAAAUCGGUGGUGAUUGACCACUGCGCUAUCCAUACCAGCAUCGUCGCCUUCAGCUCAGCGCUAAACCUCACCCCCAGCUCGCGAGUGCUGCAGUAUGCUGCGUACACCUUCGACAUCAGUUACGCCGAGAUUUUCGCGCCGUUGGUUCUUGGUGCGACGGUUUGUAUAAUCUCAGAGCAGGACCGACUCAACGACAUAGCAGGUGCCGUUAGUCGCCUCGGUGCCAAUUGGGCCUGUCUCACACCUACUGUCGCCAACCUCGUCCAGCCUUCAAUGGUACCAUCGCUGAAGACGCUCAUUCUCAGCGGUGAGUGUCCCACGGAGGAUAAUCUUCGCACCUGGGUUAGCCACGUGCCCACCCUGAUAAAUGCCUAUGGCCCCAGCGAAGCCUCAGUCUGGUGCGCCGCCGGUCCCUUCAAGCGGCCGGAUGAUCGCUGUACCAACAUCGGUCUGCCUGUCGGUUGUCGCCUGUGGAUCGCUGAGCCUGAUAAUCUGCAUCGCUUAGCCCCGGUAGGCUGCGUGGGCGAGUUGCUUAUCGAGGGUCCCAUUCUGUCCCGAGGAUACUUAAAAAACGAGCAGGCCAGUAACGCCGCUUUCCGUCGCGAUCUUGCAUGGAUGACUGAGACACAGCUUGGGUCUGAAUGCUCCCUUGUCUACCGUACUGGCGAUCUCGCGCGCUACUUCCCUGACGGUAGCAUUGAAUAUCUCGGCCGCGCAGAUACCCAGGUCAAGGUCUACGGUCGUCGCAUCGAGCCGCGCGAGAUCGAGCACCACAUGCGCACUCUGCUGCCUGGCUACUCCACCAUGGUGGACAGCGUGACCCUCGCCAGUCGCAAUGGCCAGAAGGUGCUGGUGGCUUAUAUUUACCAGGAGUCUGGCCCCGUGCCUGACAUGGAGCUCGUAGCGAUUGCGCAGGCCCUUACGCCAGAGCUUCGACAAACACUGGUUAACCUUCAAGCGGCGCUGCGUGCGAUGCUUCCGCCUUACAUGCUGCCGGCACUGUUCGUCCCUCUGCAACUUCUUCCGACAAAUGCAUCUGGUAAAACAGACCGCAAGCUGCUGGGCCGCGCCGUAAACACUUUGUCGAACGCCCAGCUGCAAGCCUACUCCCUCCUGGAUCGUGUAAUCAAGCGCCCGCUCGAGACUCUAAUGGAGCGCAGGUUGGCCGGUCUCUGGGCCGAAGCUCUCGCUGUCGACGCCUCCAUUAUUGGCGCUCAUGACACCUUCUUUAGCCUAGGUGGAGAUUCCAUUGUUGCCAUGAAAUUGGCCAGUCUCGCUCGCAAUUCGCAACUCAGUUUGACUGUCGCCGAUCUCUUCACUCACCCAAUUCUGGCGGAUCUAGCCGCCUACCUAAGUACCCAAAUGCCACCCACCCCGGGGGCCGAGACGCCACCACUGGUGCCCAAGUUGACGACUGCGACAGCUCCCGCGCUGGAUCUCGCCCUCGCUGAGGCUCUGGCACCACGGAUAGGUGUUGUUCCUAGCGCGAUCGCUGCUAUUCAGCAUACAACGGACUUCCAGGAUGUCGCACUGGUCGGCCAUCUGAGCGAGUCGCGCUGGAUGCUGAACUGGUUUUACUUCGAUGGUCCCGGUGCUCCUGACAUCGAACGCCUCCGUCAGGCCUGUUAUUUCUUGGUUCAGCAAUUUGACAUUCUCCGUACGGUCUUCGCACCUCACGCAGGCCACUUCUGGCAGGUGGUUCUGCACAAGUUGAAGCCCUGCUUCGACGUUGAAACUACCACCGACCUCGCGGCCUUCACUCAAGACCUGUACGAUAAGGGCAUUGCCAACGAUUUCCAGCUGUCCGAGCCCUAUGUACGGUUUGUACUGGCCGUGCAUCCAAACGGUCAGUCACACCGUCUGCUGAUGCGCCUGUCACACGCGCAAUAUGACGGUGUGUCUUUGCCAACCCUCUGGGAGUCCCUUCAGCGUGCCUACCAAGGCCAGAGUCAGCUUUCUACUCCCUCCUUUGCGCGAUUCCUCCAAGACACUACUCCAGCAGAUCUUACUGCUGCACACUCACACUGGCGCAAACUUUUAGCCGGUUCACCAGAGACCCGCUUUGUCGUGCACAACAAGCCCAGCCUGCGCGACGAUGCCACGGAGCGCGUAUUGCAUGUUACCCGCCAGCAAGUUCCAGUGGUUUCGCUACCCCAGUAUGGCAUCACGACAGCCACGGUCCUCAAAUCUGCUUGGGCGGUGCUGCUAGCACGCCUGACUGACUCUACCGAUGUCGUCUUCGGACACACAACCGCCAAUCGCUCUGCCGCAACAUUGGCGAACAUUGACACUGUGGUGGGUCCUUGUUUGAAUGUAGUGCCAGUUCGCGCACGCUUGGAUGCACGUCAGACAGUGCUCGAACUACUUUUGGCACAGCAGCAGCAACAGGUAGCAAAUUUACCCCAUGAGUUCCUUGGCUUCCGUCAAAUCAUACGUGACUGCACGGACUGGAAGCCCUGGUCUCACUUCAGCAGUGUGGUGCAGCAUCAAAAUAUUGAGCCCGACCGUGCGUUGCAGCUAGACCAGGACAAUGCCACCGCCCUCUAUGAGCCUGGUUUCAUGGGCGCUGAUCUCGACCUCACGGAUGUUUCAGUGUUGUCGACUCCCACAGGCGAUGGCUACGUUGACCUAGAUCUGCUCACCUCAUCGGCAGUCAUGACGCCGUUCGCGGCGGAGUUGCUGAUUGAGCAGUUAGGCAGUCUGCUGCGCUUGUGGGCAGCCCUGCCAGUGGAAAAGACGCCCGUUUACGAAAAGGGGGAGUCACCGGCUCUGCUCCCUCUACACAGUCGAGAAGAGCGCCCAGUUGACGAAUUGGUUGAGAAGAGCCCUCUGCCGACUACGAACACCAACGUCCGGGCGGCGGUGCAGCAGGCGUGGCGUACGAUCCUUCCCAUUGAUUCUCGGAUUGAUGAUGGCAAGGUAGACUUCUUUGAGGCGGGAGGAGAUCUGGUACACAUGGCUCUGCUGCUCUGUGAGUUGCAAGUUCACGGUGUUGGUGGUGCUGUGCGCCUAGAGACACUAGUGCAGCAUUCUUCCCUGGAUUCCAUGGUGCGGGUGCUCCAGUAA
This is a messenger RNA of Penicillium griseofulvum, 21822 nucleotides long. Its product is annotated as AMP-dependent synthetase/ligase. Gene Ontology annotation, biological process: secondary metabolite biosynthetic process; amino acid activation for nonribosomal peptide biosynthetic process. The record is from RefSeq and is a predicted model, not a curated record. The transcript has 6 exons. Gene Ontology annotation, cellular component: cytoplasm. Gene Ontology annotation, molecular function: catalytic activity; phosphopantetheine binding. Bases 1 to 21822 code for a protein of 7273 amino acids. Lineage: Eukaryota; Fungi; Ascomycota; Eurotiomycetes; Eurotiales; Aspergillaceae.